This is a messenger RNA of Lampris incognitus (smalleye Pacific opah), 1456 nucleotides long. It is a transcript of the gene rpusd1, whose product is annotated as RNA pseudouridine synthase domain containing 1. The record is from RefSeq and is a predicted model, not a curated record. The transcript has 6 exons. Gene Ontology annotation, molecular function: pseudouridine synthase activity; RNA binding. Bases 153 to 1085 code for a protein of 310 amino acids. NCBI's taxonomy places the organism in Eukaryota, Metazoa, Chordata, Actinopteri, Lampriformes, Lampridae. Gene Ontology annotation, biological process: pseudouridine synthesis.
CUGCGCUAACCGGAUCUGCGCAUGCGUCUUGCUGGAACACGGUUGAAGCAUGAAUCAACAGCUGAUAGUUUUGUGUACACCAGUGUGUGUUUUGCGCCCUGUUGAAUAUCCCCGUUAAGGGCAAUGUGAGGGGUGUCUGUCCAUCAAUAAAAAUGACAACUGUAGAGCCUGCUAGUCUGGAGAGCCUGCAUGUGCUUUAUCAGGAUGAUGACUACAUUGUGGUGGACAAGCACUGGGACAUCCGCAUCGACAGCAAGAUGUGGUAUGAGAAGAACACUGUGCAGGCACAACUUAGACAUCACUUCCCUCACCUGGCAGACCCCGACACCUACUAUGGAUUCAGGUUUUGUCACCAGCUGGAUUUCUCAACCAGCGGGGCACUCUGUGUGGCCCUGAACAAGGCCGCUGCCGGCCGGGCCUACCGCUGCUUCAAGGACCGAACGGUCACUAAGGCUUACCUUGCUCUGGUGCGUGGCUCAGUGAAUGAGGAAAUCAGAACUCUGGACUUCUCCAUUGGGAAGAACUCCACGACAGGCAAGACUCACAUGAUGUGUAUUAAGGGAACAGAAGGUUGUGAAAACCCUAAACCCUGUCAGACCGAGUUAACAGUUUUAGAGUAUGGAACAUACGAUGGAGACCCUGUCACCAAGGUGCUGCUGCAGCCACUAACUGGUCGGACCCACCAGUUAAGGGUCCACUGCAGUGCAAUGGGCCACCCUAUCGUUGGAGACUUUACCUACAGCUUGGGAGAGGACGACGCUCCCUACCGCAUGAUGCUGCACGCUCACCUCCUACACCUUCCCCUGGAGCCCCAGCCCCUGUUUGUGUUUGCAGGAGACCCCUUUCUUCCCACGGUGGACCGCAAGUGGGUCCCGCAAUGCACAAUACGGACACUGGAGGCCACUGUGGAGGCCCUGCUGGAGCGUAAGGUGGAAGAGGAGAAAGAGAAAAGGGAGGAGGAGGAAAGGGAGAAGCGGGAAAGGGAGGAGAGGAGGAAGGAGAGAAGGGGACACAAGUUUGAGGAAGAGAGUGAGGAGCAGAGGAGACCUUGUCAGGAGUGGCUGAGUGAAUGGGCUGGGGACUGAUGUGACUUGGUGUGAAACGUUUUGAUUUGUAUUCAUUGCAGUUUAUUUUUAACAGUUAUUUAUCAAAUGUUAGCAACUUGUCAGUGGUCACUUUUCAACGUCACCCUGGUUUACUCUUGCACACCGACACAGGGAACACUUGGGAGCUACACAGUGCCUCAAUACAUUCGUAUAUCAUUUAGAAAAGUUAAAGUUGGUGAAAACAAUUGCUUUUAAAUGCUGCUAUGAAAAAUCACAUUUGAUGAUGAAAAUGUUAAAAAUUUUAUUUAUUGUUAUUAUUCCUUAUGGAACAUGUCUGUAAUUUUUCUGCUCCAUUCUGCUGUGUCUGUGCGUCUGUGUAUAUGCCAAAACAUUAAAACCACUGACAAGUA